Messenger RNA from Encephalitozoon romaleae SJ-2008, 315 nucleotides. RefSeq lists its product as hypothetical. Bases 1 to 315 code for a protein of 104 amino acids. The transcript has a single exon. Lineage: Eukaryota; Fungi; Microsporidia; Unikaryonidae. The record is from RefSeq and is a predicted model, not a curated record.
AUGUUUUUAAGCUAUUCAAGAAUGAAAAUUUGCUUACAUAACUUGUACUUUGUACUCAUUUUAAUGGUGUUUACUCUGAUCAACUGCAGAGGCUUGCACGUCCAUGAUUUGAACAGCAAGUCGUACCGUCACGAUGAAUUAAGGGGAUGGAAGCACCCCGAGUUCCGUAGAGGUCUUUAUAUGGAUAGAACGCAUGUCCCUGUGUACGGCGGUAGAGGGAUAAUAACACUAGAAGAUCUGAAGAGACCAAAUGUCCCGGUAAUAGUUCCUUACGAAGUGACACCAAAGCAGGUAUUAACACUCCUACGUCAUUAA